Messenger RNA from Cotesia congregata, 1734 nucleotides. NCBI's taxonomy places the organism in Eukaryota, Metazoa, Arthropoda, Insecta, Hymenoptera, Braconidae. The record is from the annotation of a GenBank genome assembly.
AUGCUUUUAAAGUUGAUUGGAGUAGUGAGCCAGCUGCUCGAGUUGUGUUUCGCCGACCAGUUAAAUCCAAUAUUCAUCAGUUCAGAAUUAUUUGAAUUGAUUCAUCCAACAUCAAUCAAAGCUAUUGAAGCUCCAAUUGUGGUGAUUGACACAAACUUGGAGUUUAAAAAUGCCAUUUUUCUUCACAAUUCCUAUCCUAAAUAUCUUCUGGUGGGUGAUACUACCGAAAAACUCGAAUCUCUCCUCAAAAAACUCAAAUCUUUUUCCUCUUGGAGUUCAAAAUCUGAGACUUUUAUAGUUGAUGGAACCUCUGAAAAAUCUUGUCUUCGGCAGGCUUCUCAAUUUUUAAAGUUAUUAUGGAAAAUGAAUUUAUUAUCGUCAUUCUAUAUGUGUCUCAGGAGUCAAAAUUACACUAUGGUAUACACGUUCAACCCAUUUACAAACUACGCACCACACCCAUGGAAAGAAGUAGAAGUAACUAAUAAACCAGAUCCUCGAUGGACUUUAUACAAUCUUCGAUUCACACAAGAUAAUAAUAUAUGUCGUCUUCUCCGAUUUGACAAAUCAAAAUUGUUAAAUGGUUAUCCGGUUAAAAUUUCUUUUCAUGCAAAUAUUUAUUUGGAGUUUCAUUUGACCGUAUUUAACAGUUUAAAUCUCACUAGUCGUCUACAUCAUGAUUUACAAUUCCAAAAAAUUCGAAAUUUUCAUAAUAAAUUCAAAACUGGUAAAACUGAUUAUACUUGGAACAUAAAUCCUCUCAAAAGGAUUGACAACAAUAUAGAAAAUGCCAUUCCUUCAUAUCACAUAAUAGAAUUUGCAAUAGCUACUAAAAGUAGAUACAUCAUUUCAUCAUUUAUUCAAAUUGACUCUGUAAUUGAUCCUUAUACCGGUAUAUUUGCAAUUUCAAUAUUACUAUUAAUUAUCACUUUAAUUGGAUUGGUUAAUGAAUAUCAAUUUCCUGCGGCUAUUGUGGAUGUAUAUCGGUUAUUAUUAUUAAAUAUGGGAAUACAUUCACCUAUUCAAAAAUUAGUUAUGCGCAUUACCUUUGUCUUGGCAUUUAUAUUUGCAUUUGUAUUUUCUCCAGAACUUCAAGGAAAAGUUUUUGCUUUGUUAACAAAACCGUCGUACCGAAACAUAGAAACCCUACAAGACUUAUAUGACUAUAAUUAUCAUGUUUUUUAUGAUACUAAUGUACAUGACAAUAUGAUGAAUGAAGGAUUAUGGACAACGGACGAUGACCAGAAAUAUUUACACCGGAUCGAUAACCCAUACUCAUUAGAUUGUUUUGAAUUAGCGAGACAUCAUAGUUCAGUCGCAUGUAUUAGUUUAAGUUAUUAUAUAUUGAAAUUCGCUUCUAAAUACGAACUAUACGUAUCAAAAGAUUUCAUUUUUCCAACUUAUUAUGUUAAAUUUUCGCGGAAGGAUUGGGCGCUAAACGAUCGAGUGGGACAGAGAGUAUUACAUGCUACUGAAGCUGGACUUAUUGAUUAUUUAAAGAGAAAAAUGGUUGAUAAUAAGUUAAAAAGGAUUAAAGCUAUUGAAAAAGCUUCAGAAUUAGAAAAGUAUGACCUUAUAGAUGAGACUAAUUUAGUAGCGAUGUAUAUGUUUAUAGCGACAUUGUUCAUUUUGGCUAUUGGUAUAUUCUUCUUUGAAAAUAUGAUGUCUUUUUAUGUCCCGAAGGCGCGGUUAGAAUUAUUAAAUUUAGGAUUACUAGAAAGAUUUGAGCGUGUGUGA